UUAAAUUUUAUUGGUAACUACAAUUCCCUCUUCCCACCCUCCCUUCCUCUCUUUCUCUCUCUCUCUAUAGAGCAAGCACAGAGACAUUUGCAGCUCAGGGCAAAAAUGAGUUCACCAGUUUUACAGGGUUUCACAAAAUCCCUUGCUAUGACUGUGGUUUCUGAAAUUGGUGACCGAACAUUUUGCAUUGCCGCUAUCUUAGCCAUGCGUCACCCAAGAAAGAGCGUCUUGUUUGGCUGCCUGUCUUCUGUGAUUGUGACUACUAUUCUCUCUGCUUUGGUUGGUUGGGCUGCUCCUAGUCUGAUUUCCAAGGAAUGGGCUCAUUACAUAACAACCUUUCUGUUCUUUGGGUUUGGACUCUGGUCUUUGUGGGAAGCAUACAAUGAAGACGACGAUGACAACGAUGAACUGAAGCACGUUGAAAAGCAAUUGAACGCUGAUACGAAGGCCAAAACUGGAAAAGCCAAAUCAGAUGGCAAGAAGGGAGAGGAUAAGGAUUUCAAAAAGCAAAAGCGGGCAUUUCUUAACUGCUUUUUCUCACCAGUUUUUUUGAAGGCGUUUUCUGUUACAUUUUUUGGUGAAUGGGGCGACAAGAGCCAGCUUGCUACGAUCAGUUUGGCAGCAGAUGAGGAUGCUUUAGCGGUGAUUCUUGGUGGAAUUACUGCGCAAACAUUGUGUACUGUUGCAGCAGUUAUUGGUGGAAAGAGCUUGGCAUCUCGGAUAUCAGAAAGGCUGGUCACACUUUUGAGCGGAAUCCUUUUCUUGGCUUUUGGCGUCCUAUCCUUACUCUCACCGGUAGACUAAUAAUGAGUUGCACCGCAAACAGUGAGUGCCUAAAACACCUGAACCCGUAAACUCAUAGUCUAUGCAAUGUUUUGUUGGAUGUGUUGUGUAUAUUUAACUCUCUUUAGACCUUGUAUUGGUGGGGAAUAUUGUACACUGUAAUAUUUAUAUUUGUCUGUACUUUUGGUCAUGGAGGUACCAACGGUGUAGUAUUUGUUUGAUUUUGAAAAACUUGAAAGGAUGUAUUACACCAGAGGUCAUUGAA
Molecule: messenger RNA, 1048 nt
Organism: Camellia sinensis
Lineage: Eukaryota; Viridiplantae; Streptophyta; Magnoliopsida; Ericales; Theaceae
Product: GDT1-like protein 5
Biological process (GO): Golgi calcium ion homeostasis; manganese ion transmembrane transport; calcium ion transmembrane transport
Cellular component (GO): Golgi apparatus
Molecular function (GO): manganese ion transmembrane transporter activity; calcium ion transmembrane transporter activity
Source: RefSeq, a predicted model, not a curated record